ACCCGGCUGGCUGAGGACUCCUCGGACGCGGGUGAUUUGCGUCAUUAGGAGGCGCGGCGGUGCUUCCAGUGACUUGAAUGCUGAAGUCAAGAAUAGCAAGCAUGUCUGGCUAUGUACUGUUCUCGCGUGGGGCGACUGCGGCGGCAGCUGCGGCGCGAGCUUCCCGCGUGCUGAGGGUGUUCACGGAGAGGCGCCGCACGCUGCACACCAGUCUGCAGAGCUGCUCGUUCGCCAAGGAGCUCUUCCUGGGUCACAUCGAGCAGAAAGGAGUUUUCCCAUUCCCAGAGGUUAGUCAAGAAGAACUUAGUGAAAUCAAUCAGUUUGUGGGACCGUUGGAAAAGUUCUUUAAUGAAGAAGUGGACUCUCGAAAAAUUGACCAGGAGGGAAAAAUCCCAGCUGACACCUUAGCGAAGUUGAAGAGCCUGGGACUUUUUGGCAUUCAGGUCCCAGAAGAAUAUGGUGGCCUGGGCCUCUCCAACACGAUGUAUGCCCGGCUUGGGGAGAUCAUCAGCACAGAUGCGUCCAUCACAGUGACCCUGGCAGCACACCAGGCUAUUGGCCUCAAGGGGAUUAUCCUGGUCGGCAAUGAGGAACAGAAGGCCAAGUAUCUGCCCAAACUGUCGUCUGGGGAACACAUCGCAGCCUUCUGCCUAACUGAGCCAGCCAGUGGGAGUGAUGCUGCCUCCAUCCAGACCAGAGCUACGUUAAGUGAAGAUAAGAAGUACUUUGUUCUCAAUGGCUCCAAGGUUUGGAUCACUAAUGGAGGGCUGGCCAAUAUUUUUACUGUGUUUGCAAAAACUGAGGUGGUUGAUUCUGAUGGUUCGAUAAAAGACAAAAUGACCGCAUUCAUAGUAGAACGAGACUUUGGUGGAAUCACUAAUGGGAAACCUGAAGAUAAAUUAGGCAUUCGAGGCUCCAACACAUGUGAAGUCCAUUUUGAAAAUACCAGAGUGCCGGUGGAGAAUGUCCUUGGAGAAGUUGGGGGUGGCUUUAAGGUGGCCAUGAACAUCCUCAACAGUGGACGAUUCAGCAUGGGCAGUGCUGUGGCCGGGAUGCUCAAGAAACUGAUUGAACAGACUGCUGAGUAUGCCUGUACGAGGAAACAGUUCAAUAGGAAUCUCAGUGAAUUUGGGCUGAUUCAGGAAAAGUUUGCGCUCAUGGCUCAGAAGGCGUAUGUAAUGGAGAGUAUGGCUUACCUCACUUCAGGGAUGCUAGACCAACCAGGAUUUCCCGACUGCUCUAUCGAGGCAGCCAUGGUGAAGGUGUUUAGCUCUGAGGCUGCCUGGCAGUGUGUGAGCGAGGCUCUGCAGAUCCUUGGGGGCUCAGGCUACAUGAAGGACUACCCUUAUGAGCGCAUGCUACGUGAUGCCCGCAUUCUCCUAAUUUUUGAGGGAACCAAUGAGAUUCUUCGGUUGUUCAUUGCCCUGACAGGCCUGCAGCAUGCUGGACGCAUCCUGACCUCGAGGAUCAAAGAGCUCAAAAGUGGCAAUGUGACCACAGUCAUGGAGACGAUUGGUCGGAAGCUUCGGGACUCGCUGGGCCGAACUGUAGACCUGGGGCUAUCGAGCAAUAUUGCUGUUGUCCACCCCAGUCUUGGAGACAGUGCCAACAAGCUGGAAGAAAAUGUGCAUUACUUUGGCCGGACUGUUGAGACCCUGUUACUCCGAUUUGGAAAGACCAUUGUAGAGGAACAGCUGGUGUUGAAGCGGGUAGCCAACAUCCUCAUCAACCUGUAUGGCAUGACCGCUGUGCUGUCAAGGGCCAGCCGCUCCAUCAGAAUUGGGCUCAAGAAUCACGACCAUGAGAUUCUGUUGGCCAACAUGUUCUGCGUGGAAGCUUAUUUCCAGAAUCUCUUCAGCCUGUCUCAGCUGGACAAGUACGCUCCAGAGAACCUGGAUGAACAGAUUAAGAAGGUGUCUCAGCAGAUCCUUGAGAAGCGAGCCUACAUCUGUGCCCACCCUCUGGACAGAACAUCCUGAGGCUGGAACCGUGUACCCACCUAGCCCAGGUUAACAUAAUCCAGCCUCUUCAGAAGACAGAAACGUUGGGGUCAUCUGUGUGGACUGUAUGUCGUUUGCAUACACUAACCCCUUUCUUCUCUGAGGAAAAGCAAUACUUAGGUGUUGACCUGUAGGCCCUGUAUCUAGAGGAAUCCCUUCUCCUGCAAGGAAGGAAGUACUGACCAAAUUGUUGAAGAAAGAAAGAAAAACAAUCAAUGCUGAUGGCUCCUGUGUGUGACUGCAGGAAUACAUCUCAGUGGACAUGGGCCCACUUUUAAGAUACAAGGCUCACAGUGAACUAAGAUUUGAGCAGCCAUUCCUUCUCAAUCAUGUGUUGAAGAGAGCCGGAGAAGUUGAGUCUAUACCACUCACUUGAGACUGUUUCCAAUCUGUGUCAGGAAUCACUUAAAGAAUACACAGGAUCACAUUUGUUUCUCAUGUAGACUGUUCUUCAGUCCAUGACUGUGAGGGGUUGCAACAUUGUAACAAUAAAAUUUCUUCUUGGGUAUUUUCAGGUUCGGA
This is a messenger RNA of Rattus rattus (black rat), 2522 nucleotides long. It is a transcript of the gene Acad9, whose product is annotated as acyl-CoA dehydrogenase family member 9. The transcript has 18 exons. The coding region runs from base 78 to 1979 and encodes 633 amino acids. Lineage: Eukaryota; Metazoa; Chordata; Mammalia; Rodentia; Muridae. The record is from RefSeq and is a predicted model, not a curated record. Gene Ontology annotation, molecular function: flavin adenine dinucleotide binding; acyl-CoA dehydrogenase activity.